UUUAGCUAUCACCUAACUUUGCUUAUUACACCCAACUCUCUCAGGUGAGACUUUCAGAAGAGGAGGGGAAAUGACGAUAGCAGCAGGAAUCGGAUACGCUCUGCUUGCUCUAGGACCUUCUCUUUCUCUCUUCGUCUCUGUCAUCUCCAAGAAGCCGUUCUUGAUCCUCACCGUUCUCUCCAGUACGCUUUUGUGGCUUGUAAGCCUCAUUGUGUUAUCCGGAGUUUGGAGGGCAUUUCUUCCUCUGAAAUCAACAAUAUGGUGGCCGUAUGCAUUACUUGUAGUUUCAUCAGUCAGUUUCCAGGAAGGGCUUCGGAUUCUUUUUUGGAAAGUUUACAAGCGUUUGGAAGACAUAUUGGAUGCUUUUGCUGAUAGGGUCUCCAAACCACGCUUAUUUCUGACAGAUAAGAUGCUGAUUGCUCUGGCUGGUGGUUUAGGUCAUGGUGUAGCCCAUGCCGUGUUCUUUUGUCUUAGCCUCUUAACACCAGCAUUUGGCCCGGCAACAUUCUUUGUUGAUAGUUGUUCGCAGAUACCAUUUUUUCUCGUUUCUGCUAUUAUUGCUCUUGCAUUCGUUACUAUUCACACUUUCUCAAUGGUUAUCGCAUUUAAUGGGUAUGCAGAAGGGAACAAAGUAGAUCAAUUUUUUGUCCCCGUAGUUCAUCUUGUUGCAGGAUUGGUGACACUGGCCAAUUUAGCAUCUGGGGGUUGCAUUGUUGGGAUUCCUCUUCUUUAUCUUAUGGCAAUAUUGACCUUAUUGCAUUGUGGGAAAAUGGUGUGGAGAAGAUUAUCAGAAAAUGUAAGCACACAAUGAUAAAUAGUGAAAAUAUUUUUGUAAAGUCUCAUCAUCUUUAUUCCAGGCGGUAGUGUGAUUUCCUCCUGUGGAAUGGUAAAAGCAAUAGCUCCCAAGACAUGUACUUUGCAGAUGAAAGAAGUGUUAUAUUUAUAUUGUGAGAGUACGCCACAGGUUCCAAGUACGUACAUUGUUUCUAGUUUUAUCAUAUCUCAGAAACACAGAAGCUCGAGAAACAAUUCAAAGAUGAUGUUUUGUAAUAGAUUGUGCAGCUCAAUUCCUGAUAUGAAUUCCUAUUUCAACUUGCAAUUCUGUACUUGGCUUUUUGGGAAGAUAAUAAUUGAUAUUGCAAUCCAA
Manihot esculenta (cassava) is the source of this 1147-nucleotide messenger RNA. RefSeq names its product gamma-secretase subunit APH1-like. Bases 71 to 811 code for a protein of 246 amino acids. The transcript is spliced from 6 exons. Gene Ontology annotation, cellular component: membrane; gamma-secretase complex; endoplasmic reticulum. The record is from RefSeq and is a predicted model, not a curated record. NCBI's taxonomy places the organism in Eukaryota, Viridiplantae, Streptophyta, Magnoliopsida, Malpighiales, Euphorbiaceae. Gene Ontology annotation, molecular function: protein-macromolecule adaptor activity. Gene Ontology annotation, biological process: positive regulation of catalytic activity; protein processing.